Molecule: messenger RNA, 2465 nt
Organism: Drosophila serrata
Lineage: Eukaryota; Metazoa; Arthropoda; Insecta; Diptera; Drosophilidae
Gene: Glut4EF
Product: Glucose transporter 4 enhancer factor
Biological process (GO): regulation of transcription by RNA polymerase II
Cellular component (GO): nucleus
Molecular function (GO): RNA polymerase II cis-regulatory region sequence-specific DNA binding; DNA-binding transcription factor activity
Source: RefSeq, a predicted model, not a curated record
AUGUCCACCGGUCGCCGUUUAGCCAAACGCUCCAUUAUCGGCACCAAAGUGUGUGCCCCGGGUCCGGACGGUCUCUGGUAUUCAGGUGUCAUCGCGGACGUUAAGACACCGCCCUCGUACUCAUCGGCCGGGAAACCGAUUUUACCGUUAUCGCCGCCGCCACCGCCAUCGUCGCACACUUUCCUGGCACCCGGCGACGCCCAAUUGAACGCCGAUACCCGUUAUAUGGUCCGUUUCGAUUUCAAGACCGCCGUCGAUUCUGGUCUCUCGUCCACCGCGUCGGGUUCAACAUCCUCCACAGAUCCUUCGUCGUCGGUCAUUGUGGAGGCGCGUCGCGCCGCCGUUGCCAGUGUCCACAUCAGUCCAGCUCAGGCCUUGCGCCGCAGCGCCAUGAUCAAGGAGUUCCGUGAGUCGGAUCUCAUUGGACCCGGUUUUCGAUCCAUUUUGGAUACGGAACUGCAGCCCGGCCAGCGGGUAUAUUUCACAUAUAAUGGACGUGAGCAGAGUGGCGAUGUUAUCCAGCAUGAUGCCAGCAAGGAUGAGGUGAUUGUGAAGAUUACCACAAUUGGAAAUGAGGAACCCAUUGAGCUGAAGAAGCGCCUGGAGGAAGUGCGUCUGCUGGAAUCGCGACGCUCCGCCCGCUUGGCUGACCAGGAUCGUGACACGGAUUUUGCCAGACUCGCCGACAUGAGUGGAGACCGCCGCCGAACCACCACACACAGUAUUGAGGUGCCACCGCCGCUGACGCCGCAGCACAACUCACGGAAACGUCCGCCCAGCGAUCAUCAUGACUAUGGCAGUGAUCCCAGCAAGGAUGACGUGAUAAAGGCAUGCGAGGCCCUCAUUUCUAUGAAAAAUCACAGUGAUGCCCUCAUGAACCUACAGAGCGGUGUGGCUGAUAUCCGGCUGCAGGGCUCCAGUCCCGGCAGCAGCUCAUCGGCCUCCUGGAGCUCUGGUUCUGCCUCACCGCCGCUGAGCGAUGAUGGCCACGCCCACCACAGCCCACAUAGCCACAUUAUAAUGUCGCCGCAUGAUGCGGCCAGUGCUCGUAUACGCACAACAUCCGUGUCCACAUCGGAUGAGGGCAUUGUCAUUGACUUCAAGGAGGAUCGCAAGAAAAAGUCCAAAAAGUUCCGAUGCGUUUUUCCAGGAUGUCACAAGGUGGAGCCCGAUCAGAAGAAAAUUGAGCGUCACAUUAGGAAAGUGCAUUUGCGGAACAAUGACUGCGAGAACGAGGAGGAGUUCUACUACACGGAAGACGACGACGACGACGAGGUAAAGGCGCCCAGCCUGGCCUCCGAGCCGACGCUCAGCCACCGGGACAUGGCGCGUCCGCCGCACGAGGAUCCGGAGUACCAGAAGCAGAUCGUUGGCAAUUUUAAGCAAGGACGCGCCGGGAGCCACAACAACCACCUAAGGCAGCCGCAUGGCCGCAUUAUCAAGUGCAGCAGCAGCAUCCCGAGCACCCACCAGCAGCAGCUGCAGAACAACAACACCAGCUGCAUACCCACUUCGCACCUGGCCCACCACAACUACACCUGGCCAGCGGCGGCGGCGGGCGGUGGCACCGGCACGGUCACCGGGGCCGGGAUGGCAGCGGGACUGGGUACGCCCUCUGCAGCCGCCUCCUCGCCGCUGAGCAAGCACGCUCGUUCGUCGUCCAACCGUCUGACCCACUCGGUAGCGCCAUAUCCAUCGCCGACGAACGUCCAGCAGCAGCACCAGAGCAGCCACCACACGCACCACCACAACUAUGCCGGCAGCAGUGCCAGCGCUACCAGCAGCAGCAGCAACAGCAGCGGCAGCGGCAGCCCGGUGAUCCACAGCAAUAGCAGUGCCAAUAACAUGCUGCAGCAGCUGUCGCAGCAGAAUGUCACGGUCACGGCACACCACAGCCAACAGCAGCAGCCACAUACGCAGCAGCACCACCAACAGCAGCAGCACCACAGCCAGCACCAGCAGCAGCAUCAGCAGCAUCUCCUGUCCAGUGUGACGAUCACGCCCAAUUACCAUCCGGCGCAGCAGCAUCCCCACCAGCAGCUGCACCAUCAGCAGCAGCACAUGCGGCCGCAUCAGCAUCCACAGACAACUGCCGGCAACCUGGUUGCCCACAACAACAGCCACAGCAACAGCAACGGCAGCAAUCCCCUGCAGCACCUGGCGGGGCAGCAGGCGGCGGCCAAGCACACGCCCCACUCGCCCGGCAAGAGGACGCGCGGCGAGAACAAGAAGUGCCGCAAGGUGUACGGCAUGGAGAAGCGCGACCAAUGGUGCACCCAGUGCCGGUGGAAGAAGGCUUGCAGCCGCUUCGGCGACUGAAAGCGGCAGAAGUCGUCGACGGAGGCGGCAAACCAGGCGUCGGCGCACAUCUCCAAGGCAGCAGCAGCAUCAGCAUCAACUCCCCAUCCAGCAACAACUACUCCGAAUCCGAAUCUAAGUCCAAAUCCCACUCAGAGUUCAAGUCC